GGCGGCAGCGGCGGCUGGGAGACUGGGCGGGUUUCCGGGGCUGCCGGCCUGACCUCUGAGAGCUGCUGUCAUGGCGGCUGCUCCGUGGGGUUUCUUUUUCGUCCUGCUGCUGCUGCUAUCAGGGGAUGUCCAGAGCUCGGAAGUGCCUGGGGCUACCGCCGAGGGCUCGGGAGGGAGUGGGGUCGGCAUAGGAGAUCGCUUCAAGAUUGAAGGGCGGGCAGUUGUUCCAGGGGUGAAGCCCCAGGACUGGAUCUCGGCGGCCCGAGUGCUGGUAGACGGAGAAGAGCACGUCGGCUUCCUUAAGACAGAUGGGAGUUUUGUGGUUCAUGAUAUACCUUCAGGAUCCUAUGUAGUGGAAGUUAUAUCUCCAGCUUACAGGUUUGAUCCCGUCCGAGUAGAUAUCACUUCAAAAGGAAAAAUGAGAGCAAGAUAUGUGAAUUAUAUCAAAACAUCAGAAGUGGUCAGACUGCCCUAUCCUCUCCAAAUGAAAUCUUCAGGUCCACCUUCUUACUUUAUUAAAAGGGAAUCAUGGGGCUGGACAGACUUUCUGAUGAACCCAAUGGUUAUGAUGAUGGUUCUUCCAUUAUUGAUAUUUGUGCUUCUGCCCAAAGUGGUCAACACAAGUGAUCCUGACAUGAGACGGGAGAUGGAGCAGUCAAUGAAUAUGCUGAAUUCCAACCACGAACUGCCUGACGUUUCUGAAUUUAUGACAAGACUCUUCUCUUCAAAAUCAUCGGGCAAGUCUAGCAGCGGCAGCAGUAAAACAGGCAAAAGUGGGGCUGGCAAAAGGAGGUAGUGGGGUGGUCCGGAGAUGCGUUUGCACAAACACAGCAACACUGGGUGGCAUCCAAGUCUCGAGGGAAAACCAUGUGAAGUAACUACUGUAAACCUGAGUCAUCCUUAAAGUUGAUCUCUUAUAACUGUUGUGUGUGAUAAUUCUUCAGCACGUUUUGUACUUGGUACACACAAAAACCCAGCUUUCAUCCUUUGUAUGAGGUCAAUAUUGAUGUCACUGAAUUAAUUACAGUGUCCUAUAGAAAAUGACAUUAAUAAAUUAUAUAAAGUACUAUACAUUAUGUAUAUUAAAAUAAGUCUUAAUCCAGAGAUAACAUCAUCUUGUCAUUUUUUUCCACUUAAUGUUUCUUUUAUUCCUGACAGUUUUCUUCUAUUUUUCAUUAUCUGAGGCUUGAAAUUGGCCUUUCUUGUUUAGAAAGAAGUGGUUGUUAUUUUUAGAGCAGCAUCCACCAUGGUUUUUUGUGUAGCCAGACCUUUCAGACUUCUCAGCCCUGCCCUGCCAUUUAACAUUCCCUGAUAUUUCAGGUAGAACCACAUAUUCAUUUUGUAGUUUUAACUUUUAUUAUUACAGUUCGUUUCAGAGUAUGGAUGUAUGAGUUAGAAUAGAUGUUAUCGAUUUUUAAAUUCUGGUUACCAUCUGUGGUUUCAUUUUACAGUUACUGAGUAUCAGCUGUGUGCUGUGAUUCAAGGUAGGACACGGAGUGGGUAAUAUCCAGUGCCUGUCCCCAGUAAGGCUUAUUAUGUAGGGAGGAAGCACAAAUAAUAACAGGGAGCGAAUGGCCAGAGAAAGAAGUGCAGCAGUAGGAGAGCCUUCUAGAGUCUAAGGAUGGAAAAUCAACCUUAGAGCUCCAUAUUGUAAUGUUGGUAGUACAGCACAGGUGGCUUUUAAAUCGCCUCAUCUCUCUCAUCAUUGGUUCUCAGAGUUGUUGGAAUAUAAAUCACUACUUUCCAAUCAGGAGUAUCUCAGAAACUUUUUAUUUCGGUAAGCUACAAAAAUUUCACACCUUUUCUUUUGGGUUGCUUUAAUGAAAGAGGAACUCUGAGGCUACAGUAUUGCUUCUAGUAGAGGACUUCCAUCUUUCCCGUGUUCAAGAACUCCCUUAUUGCUCUCUUAAGGUUAUUAAAUCAGCAAAAAACAACAAAAAAAAGAUUGGGUCCAAACUCUUGAUUUUCCCUUUUGCAGUAGGCGCCAUUGUGCAUUUUGAAAUGAGGUAAAUAAGUUUUCUUUUAAAGAAAUGUUUUGAUGCAGGACAUUUUAUUAACUAUAUCUCUGUUUGUAUUACAUACACUAAAGUUAUAAAGCUGGUGAAGCUAUGAAUGAUUAAGGCGGAUAAACUGGUUUAAUGGUAGAACUAGAUCUUUUAAAAUAGAGUACUUUAUUGCAAAUAACUAAAAUAUUGAAGCACUAGUUGAAUGAACGUUGUAAGUCAAAGAUGACAGAAUAUAGUAACAGUCAUAGUUGCAUGACCAGAAAUCCUGUUGAAAAUUUCAAAAUCUGAAUUGUCAAAAUUUGCACACGAAAUACCUAAUGACUAAGAAAUUAGAAAGCACUUCCAAGGAAAUUAUCAUUUCAUUUGCUAAUAAGAAACUGUGGUUAUUUUACAUAAAUUCUAACAUCAUCUGAAUAUGAUAUAUAUAUCCCUUAUUAUAUUACAGAAUGUUAAUACAUCAAUUGCGUUUGAAAAAUCUUAUCUUUGCACAGAACCUUCAUCAAAUCUUAGUGUGCUUACAAGUGCGGAAAUGAUGUAUUUUAUUAGAUAAUAUGGGGUUCUGUGCAGAGAGCCUCUGUUUAGCUGCUAACUUGCUUUGUGACUUUGGGUAAGUCACUUUCCCUUCUUUGGACUCUGUCUUGUUCAUUGUUGUAUUUCCAGCAUUGAGCAUGUAGGCACACAAUAAAUGUUUGUUGAAUGAA
Molecule: messenger RNA, 2707 nt
Organism: Equus caballus (horse)
Lineage: Eukaryota; Metazoa; Chordata; Mammalia; Perissodactyla; Equidae
Gene: EMC7
Product: ER membrane protein complex subunit 7
Cellular component (GO): EMC complex
Molecular function (GO): carbohydrate binding
Source: RefSeq, a predicted model, not a curated record